This is a messenger RNA of Rotaria sordida, 1803 nucleotides long. The record is from the annotation of a GenBank genome assembly. NCBI's taxonomy places the organism in Eukaryota, Metazoa, Rotifera, Eurotatoria, Philodinida, Philodinidae.
AUGAAUCAAGCUAAACGACAAAUGAGUGUUGAUAUGUCAUACGAAGAAGAUACAAAAAAAUUACGAACAUCUAAUGAAGAUAAAUUUAUAAAUUGUUUUGAAAAUUUAUCUAAUGAACUUUUCUAUGAAAUAUUUGAUUAUCUUGAUGGUCGUGAUAUAUUCUAUGGAUUUUCAAAUUUAAAUUCACAUUUUGAAAGUCUUAUUAUGAGUUCAAGAUUAUUAUUAAAAAUUCAUGAUUAUACUUCAUGUAAACAAUCAUUUGAACAUGAUUAUCAACGAAUAAUUUUACCUAAUAAACAUCGAAUUUUUUCACUUCAUCUAUUAAAUGGUUCACAAUUGAUAAGAUAUUCUACAUUUCAUACUUUCGAUUCAUCAUUUUAUCGACUUGAAUCAUUGAUACUUCAUGGAAUUAAAUUCAAUGAAAUUAUAUCAUUUCUUCCAAAUUUAACAAAUUUACCUCGUCUUUUUUCAUUAAAUAUUCAUCUUGAUGAUGUUUUAGAUGAUUCUAAUAGAAUCUAUCAUUUAAUUUUUCGUUUACCUAUGUUAAAAUAUAAUAAACUUUCAGUCAACAAAAUUAUUUUACAAGAUUCAAUAUCAAGUAUUUCUAAUGAACAUUUUUCUUCUAUAAAACAAUUAGUAAUCAAUUAUCCUUGUACACUUUAUAAUUUAUAUAAUAUUCUUUCAUAUACAUCAAAACUUCAUCAUUUAACAUGUGAACCUUUAUUUUCAAUAAAUGAAAAUAUUUCUCGAGAAAUUCCAUUAAAAUUAUUUAAUUUAACAUAUUGUUCAAUAUCACAAUGUUAUUUAAAAUUUAAUGAAUUUGAAAUAUUUAUUAAACAAAUAUCAUCUCAAUUACGAAUUUUACAUUUUAAACCAUGUUCAGAUAUUUUCUAUCUUGAUGCUGAUCGAUGGCAACAAUUAAUAUUACAAUAUAUGCCUUAUUUACAUACAUUUCAAUUUAAAUAUUAUGAUGGUAUUUCUGGUCAUUUUGAAAUUCAAUCAUAUCAUUCAUUUCUUAAUCGAUUUAUUUCACCAUUUUGGAUUGAAAGACAAUGGUUAUUAGAUAUUCAAAUUGAUUUAAAUCAUUGGCCACCUGUUGAAAUUAUAUUUUCUAUUCAACCGAAGAGAAAACAAUGGAAUGAACUAUUAAUCAGUUAUGAAAGAAAUAAUGUAACGUUUAAUCAAAUAACUGAUGUUAACUUAUCAGAUCAAGAAUAUAUGCAUAUUUUAAAUUCAAUGUCUCAAUUAACUGUUCGUAAUUGUCGUUUUAUACAAUAUGAUCAAUGGUUUAUCGAUUGUAUUCAUUUUAUCUCUUCUUUAGCAGAAAUAACUUGUUUAUAUAUUGAAUUUCAAUAUUUUUCUAUUGAUAUUAUUAUUCAAUUUUUAUAUCGAUUACCUCAUCUUAAUUCAUUGACAAUAGUUAUUAUGUUUUCAAAUCAAAAAAUACAAUUAACUGAAGAACAAAUUAAUAUGAUUCAUACAAUAUCAAAUAUGAAUCAAAUAAUUAAAAUGAAUAUUGAACAAAUAUUUGAAUUAAAUCAAAUUGAUAUUCUUAUUAAUCUUUGUCCUCGAAUGAAAUAUUUAAAUGUACAAUGUAAAAAUUAUAUCGAUUUAGAAUAUAUCAUUCGUUUAAUAUUAAUGAAAAAAAAUUCUAAUCUAUAUUUUCUAUGUUUUUCAAUUCCAAAUGCAGAUGAACGAAUGGUGAAAAGAUUACAAACAAUGAUUGAUUUAAAAGAAUUACUUGUUAAUUAUACAAUUCAACAUUGUCAUAAUAAAAUUUAUUUACAACGACAAAAAUAUUGA